Bemisia tabaci is the source of this 2506-nucleotide messenger RNA. NCBI's taxonomy places the organism in Eukaryota, Metazoa, Arthropoda, Insecta, Hemiptera, Aleyrodidae. The record is from RefSeq and is a predicted model, not a curated record.
ACAUUUGGUUAUGAAGCUUUCGAAGAGAAAGAUGCCUCUCCUUACAGUAUUAAGUGAAUGAUGGAUUCAAUUUGAUCUUUCUCGUGGGAGAAAGAACCGAUGAAGAGUUGAAGAAAAAUUACAACUCGCAGAAUAGACAUGGUUACUUGAAGUGUGCAUGAUUAAAGAGUGAUUUUAAAGUGUGACUUAUCAAAAGUUACAGUGUAAACCAAAAUUGAUCCUCAGAGCUAAUCAUCGGAUUUUGAAGACAUGCGAAAAUGCAUGCAAGUAUAAGUGAUAGUUAUAAGCAUUAUAAAUUCAGUGUCCAGUGUUCAUGUGUUCGAUUUUACGGCACCUGAUCAAUUUUGACCUGAUCUAAUAAAUUUGUUCGUCGAAACCACCAUAGUGUGUUUCUUCGAUUGCAUCUUGAAAUGUAAUCAUACAUGAAAUGGAAAUGGAAUGCAUAAAGAUCAUAUUACAUACAUUUAAAUCUUCAGAACCAACGGCCGCGCUGAUUUAACAAUUUUUCAGAAGAAGCAGUGGAUAAAAGGUAUAUUUUUUUACCUAGUUUUUAACCGCACUUUUGCUCACUGUAAAGGCUCUCAAAAGUGUAAUACCUCCUUCAAUCGUCAAAAUGCACUGGUAUCAAAAAAGUGGUCAAAAGUUAUGGAUUCAAUGUGGAUUUUGGAUUUGGACCAUAACACGGGAAAUUGUUUCUGCAAAUUUUACAACAGAUCUGACAACGCAAGUGACUGGGACAACCCCUAAGCCUCAUCGAGAAAUGUUAUUUGAACUCGAGGCCCAUAAAAUCAUCCCUGAUUGCAUAGAUGAGGCACCGCCAUAUCCUGCGCAGAUAAAAUUUCUCGAGAAAGUGGAAGUAGACUUUGGGAAUAUAUUGCUCGUGAAAGAGAUCGAAUCUGCCCCAUAUCUGAUAAGGUAUCCAAUGAAAAAUUCAACUUUCUACACCGUGAUGAUGGUCGGUCUAGAUGAGCCAAGUAAGGAAGCGCCUACUGACAGGGAGUGGCUCUACUACUUGGUGUGUAACAUACCAGGACUGACCAUUUUCCAAGGAGAUGCAAUAGCCAAGUGGGUUCAACCAAUGCCUAAAAUGAGCACAGGAAUGCAUCGCUAUGUUUUCCUCAUAUACAGACAAAAAUCAAGAACAGCUAUAGUUGAAAAUCAAAUGAAAACCGGGCGUUUAGAUAGGGACAGGGCAGGAUUUUCUCAUCAGCGAUUUGCAGAGAAAUAUAACUUCGGCAAACCGAUUGCCGUCAACUUUUUCGUCUUAACGAGUCCGUUCAAUUUGACGGUCACGCCUUUUCCCGAUGAAAAAGUUCCAGAACCCACGGACAACUACCUGGAGCAAGCGAGAAAAUUAAAUGAAGAAAAGGAGAAACGCGAGGAAAUGAAGAAACAGAAGGAAGGAAAGCAACAGAACUCUACUCUAUCGACCCCGGAAAAAAAACCACAAGAGGAGGGGAGGUGAUGAGUGCCUGCUGGGGGGAAAGGAGUUUUGUUUUUUUAAAAAAAAUUAGCAAUUGAACAAUCCGCAUGCAAAUAGCAAUAGCAAUAUAGCAAAGAGCAAAAGUUGUUGGAGAAAAUUCGUGAAAAACACGCACAUUUUUAUUAAACUGUAAUUUGUAGUCCCUAAUUGUAUUUCUUGCACUCACCGUGCAACAGAUCUCAGCGUCAAGUCUUCCAUAUUUCAGAAGGCUUUCCUUCUGAAAUGCAUCUACAGGGUGAUCCAAAAGUCUCGCACCAUUCUCACCCGACAUCGCCCCUGUGACUUUUGAACAAAUUGAGAUGGGGACUCGGAAUUUUUGUUUGUACCUCCAAGUUAAAGAAAAUUACUUUUGGGGCUCUCCAAAAUUUUAAGGGGACCACCAAAAAAGUGUAAGAACCCUAGGAGUUAUAGAGGAGGUGCGGAAUUUUUUGAUCACUCUCUAUAUAGGUAAGUAAGGAAGGUUAGUGAGAGGUGAGUAAGGAAGUUUUAUAUUUUCAAUAACCCCUACAGCGAUAGUAAUAUGAUUUUUUAUAUGUAUAGGAAAUUCUCCAAUACCACCUUCAAUUAAUAUUAUGGGCGAAUUUUUUUCAUUUAAGUCAAUUGUUAACUGAUCUCUAAACAAUAUAACAAUUCUUUUAAUAAUAGUAAUUAUAUUUUUAAGAUCAUUGUAUAGAAUUUUCAUAUUUUACAUUGCAACUCACUGAAUUAAGGGCACUUUGAACGAUGUGUACUUGGUGCACAUUUAAUUCACUUGAACGGAGUAUGUCUUUUGAACUCGCGGUAUGAAUCUGGGGUAUCAAUCGAUGAUCAGAUGAAAGUAUCCACUGUAAACAAGAAAAAUUCUAGUAUAAGACUUAGUAUAUCGUGAGCAAGAAUGUAAAAGAAACGAACAAAAGACGACAUAGUUUUAAGAAUUUCCCAGAGUAUCUUAGUUGUAAUUUUAAAAAUUGAUGGAAUGUCUCUUGUGUCAGUUUCACCCCUUUUUCAAACAAUCUGUAUACUAAAAUUGAUUAUUUUACGAAA